AUGCAUAUUCUUGUCGUUAAUGACGACGGUCCUCCGUCGAAUCAAUCAUCGCCAUACGUCCAUUCUCUGGUGACGGCCCUUCAAGAUGCUGGGCAUUUGGUGUCAGUGGUUUUGCCUCACGUCCAGAGAUCCUGGAUAGGAAAAGCACACAUGGUUGGUCACACUUUGACUCCGACGUACUACCGCCCUGGCUCCGUGUUGAAGGACGACGGCAUCACCUCGGACCGACCAUUUAACGAUGGCGGAGAGGAGUGGAUCUUGGUAGACGGCACACCAGCCAGCUGCGUCCAGAUCGGGCUUCAUCAUUUGUUCAAGGACAGAGGUCCAAUCGACCUUGUAGUUAGCGGUCCCAAUUAUGGUCGCAACACUACUGCUGUCUUUGCUCUGUCCAGCGGAACCAUUGGUGGCGCAAUGGAAGGCGCAAUGAGUGGUGUGAAAAGUAUUGCCUUGUCUUAUGCUUUCGACUCGAGGGAGCACGAUCUCGAGGUUAUCUCAGCGGCUUCGAGGCUGAGCACUCGCCUGAUGGAAAAGCUGACCAAAGAUUGGCCGAACGACGUGCAUCUGUACAGUAUCAACGUCCCUCUGCGGAAAGGGGUCGAGGACAGAACAAUUGUCUAUGCUGAAAUGAUACAAAACCGAUGGCUUAGCGGCAGCUCCUUCACGGAAUUGGCCGAGGAGGAAGACAACGAGAACCCAAACGUGGAGGAGCAGAUAAUUCGUGAAGGUGGUGAAGCUGACGGAAACAACAACAACAACAACCGCGUGACAAGGAGAGCUCAUCGCAGAUUCAAGUGGUCCCCGAACUUUGCCGACGUCCGGCAGGCGGUCAACGAUGCUGGCAAGGGAGACGGUUGGGAGGUGCUCCAAGGUAACAUCACGGUCACUCCACUGAUCGCGAAUUUCUGGCACUUACCUCACUACACCGGCGAAAUCAAGCUAGAUGAUGCUCGUUCAAGCUCAAUAGCAUACAAUAUAGAACCGAAUUCUCCGCCCGUAUACGCGCUCAUUGAUUACCCGGAUACCUAUGUGCAACCUCUCAUUUUGGCUGCCCUUGAGCAGUUAGCUCCUUUGCCUCUCAGGCGCAUUUCUAACAUGAGUGACUUGCCAAACCCUGCAGACCGCGUCUUACAAUUCACUGCGUACGAGAAGAUUGACUUCGAGCAUGCCAUGCAGCACUCACAAACCUGUCUUGUUUGCUCCUAUGUCAUUCGAAAAGCGUUGAUCCGCAAGCACUAUCUGUCCAAUACAGUGUCUACCUGGCUCGUCAAACACCCGAGUAGCAUCCUGGCAAAGCAUUUCAAGCCGUGUGUGCAUUUCGAACUCGACUACGCAGAAUUCCUGGAUGAGGCACUGGUGGAUGCAUGGGACCUGAACGAAAGCUUGGCGCAGAAUGAGAUGCAAGAGUUCGGCGGACAAAAACAAUGGUGGAUAUUGAAGCCCGGCAUGAGUGAUGGUGGCAACGGCAUCAGGCUAUUCUCAACUAGCGCCGAACUUCAAGCCAUCUUCGAGGAAUGGGAGAAAGACGCGCCCGAUGCGGACGCCGAGAGUUCGAACGAAGAGGACGAGUCUUCUGGUGACCCAGGGAGCAAACAAGGCGAAUCUGCUGAUGGUAACGCAAUGACAUCUCAACUGAGGCAUUUCAUCGCUCAACCCUAUAUCGACCCCCCUUUACUGCUCGAAUCCUAUGGGGGUCGAAAGUUUCACAUCCGGGCCUACGUGUUGGCGGCUGGAGCUCUGAAGGUGUAUGUGUACAAGGAGAUGCUGGCUCUUUUCGCAGCCAAAGGCUACCAGUCACCCGCUUCUGCCGCAGAUCUCGAGAUACUCGACCUAGCACAACAUCUAACAAAUACCUGCUUUCAAGAUGAGGCGACCAAAAGCUCCUCUGUCUAUCGGUUCUGGGAUCUCGAAUCUACUGGGAUGUGCGCAAACUGGAAGGACACCAUAUUCCAACAAAUCUGCGACAUAACUGGUGAGGUGUUCGAGGCGGCAGCUCGUGAACAGAUGAUCCACUUCCAAGCGGUACCGAACGCUUUUGAAAUCUUUGGUGUGGACUUCCUGGUCGACCAGGAUUGUAACGUGUGGCUGCUGGAACUAAAUGCCUAUCCUGACUUCAAGCAGACAGGGCAGGAUCUCCAGGACGCUGUGGUCGGUGGGCUUUUCCAAGCAGUCACCAGGGUUGCAAUCGCGCCAUUCUUUGGUCUCUCUGAGUCUGGAGCGGUACAGAUGCCCCUAGUAAGAUCGAUCAAUCUCGGCCGAUGCUGA
This is a messenger RNA of Fonsecaea erecta, 2262 nucleotides long. Its product is annotated as 5'/3'-nucleotidase SurE. The transcript has 4 exons. NCBI's taxonomy places the organism in Eukaryota, Fungi, Ascomycota, Eurotiomycetes, Chaetothyriales, Herpotrichiellaceae. The record is from RefSeq and is a predicted model, not a curated record. Gene Ontology annotation, cellular component: P-body. The coding region runs from base 1 to 2262 and encodes 753 amino acids. Gene Ontology annotation, biological process: protein modification process. Gene Ontology annotation, molecular function: hydrolase activity.